Molecule: messenger RNA, 2906 nt
Organism: Girardinichthys multiradiatus
Lineage: Eukaryota; Metazoa; Chordata; Actinopteri; Cyprinodontiformes; Goodeidae
Gene: slc10a3
Product: solute carrier family 10 member 3
Exons: 1
Coding region: 563-1936 (457 amino acids)
Biological process (GO): bile acid and bile salt transport
Cellular component (GO): membrane
Molecular function (GO): bile acid:sodium symporter activity
Source: RefSeq, a predicted model, not a curated record
AGCUUAUAUGGGAUGUACAUUUAUUUGAUCACAUAAAUAGGUUGCCACGUUUGAAUCCCAUGUUCGCCUAUUUUGAGGAGAAAGAGCGCUUUUAUUUUGGCAGGCCUCAGCGGAAAGCCGUAUCUUCUCUCAACCAGCUUGACUGUACCACCUCCUGGCAGAAAGCUGCAGAGCAGCUACGAUGUUGUCAGUUGUGAUCAAUCUGGAGCUAAAAUAACCGAAAGACGAGACGAGGCUGCGGUUCAUCCUGACGGACUCUAUACUGAAAACAAACGGGUCGGCUGCGGGUUGGAUUCCCGGGGGCUGCCGCGCUACGGUUUGGCUCCGCCAGCACCGGACAGGGCGGGGUGAUGUUUAGGUUCCGGUAUAAAGUCGGCACUAAAAUGGGAACCAGGCGAGGCGAAGAGCCGGCUGACGACGCGGAGCUUUUAUCCCGAAGACAAGAAUGAGAAGUUCGCGGUGCUGGUCGGGUAGAGUGGCGGUGUAACCGUCUCUUUUGGGCCCUGGUCGGAGUGAAGCGUGUCUCUGCGGAGCCCCCUCCCCGCCCCUGUCCGCCAGUGCGAUGAGGACGCUUUUUACUCUCUGUUUGUUCCUGAUCAGCGGAGUGGACCGAGCCUGGGCCACCGGGAACUUGACCGUGGACAGCACCACGGACACCAACACCGGGUAUAUCACGAUCGGGGACGGAUUGUCGCAGGAAUUUGAGUUUCCGGAAAACACGGAAGGAGUGAUCGUGAUCUCCACUCGAUACCGGGGCUCCACGAACAGCUGGAAGGAGACUGUGAGGGUUCGCUCUCUGGACCCAGAGGUACUUUCCAUCCUGAAUGUGACGGACGGCGGCCAAGCAGGACCCGCCGGCAGCUUCAUCAUUAGCAUCCGUUCCGGGUUCCCGGGUACGGCUCCGCUGCAGAUCCAGCUGCUGGACCUGGACCAGGAAUCGGUCCCGGUUCUGAUCGAAGAGAGGACGGAUUACUCCAUCAGAGUAGAGCCCGGUGAGGACAACCAGGCAACCCGGCUGCUCCAGUCCGGGGGCCUGUCCCACUUCACAGAGAACCCGGUACUGUUCGCAUUGCUCCCCCUCAUCUUCGUCAACAAGUGUGCCUUUGGGUGUAAGGUGGAGGUAGAGGUGCUGCGGGGUCUGCUAAGGAGCCCUGUGCCCCUGCUGCUGGGGGUUCUGGCCCAGUUCUUGGUGAUGCCGCUGUAUGCCUACUGUGUGUCCCGGCUGCUCUCAAUGCCCAAAGCGCUCUCCCUCGGCCUGGUCAUCACCUGCUCUGCCCCAGGUGGUGGGGGUGGGUACCUGUACAGCCUGCUGCUGGGAGGAGAUGUCACCCUGGCCAUCUCCAUGACACUGGUCUCCACAGUGGUGGCCACAGCAGCCAUGCCUCUGUCCUCAGCUAUGUAUGGCCGGCUACUGGGCGUGCACGCUGCCCUCCAUGUUCCCUUUGUAAAAAUCUUGGGUACCCUCUUGUUUAUUGCUAUUCCCAUCUCCCUGGGCAUGCUGAUCAAGCUUCGCCUGCCGGCCCUUACUCGUGUCCUGUUGGUGCUCAUCCGACCCUUCAGCCUUGUGCUCAUGAUCGGUGGCAUCUUUAUGGCCUACCAAAUGGGUGCGUCCAUCCUGGCCAACGUCCAGCCCCAGAUUGUGGCAGUUGGGGUUACGGUGCCUUUGCUGGGCCUCUUGGUUGGAGCCAUCUUGGCCAGAAUAGCAGGCCUGGCUCUACCACAGCAGAAAACCGUGAGCAUCGAGGUGGGCGUCCAGAACAGCUUGCUGGCUCUGGCUGUGAUGCAACUGUCCUUCCGGCGGAUGGAAGCGGACUUUGCAUCCCAGGCUCCCUUCAUCGUGGCACUCGGCAGCACCUCGGAGAUGCUGCUCAUCGUCCUGGGAUACUUUGUCCAGCGGAGGCUGUGCGGCUCUAUCGUCCUCAGGAGUGACGCCUGAUUGUAGCUGCAGAAAUGUUCUGAGGAAUGAACCUUUUGAAACUUGUGGACAUUUGUAUUGCCUUGAAGGUGCCCAACAGUUUCCAGUCCAGUCAUCACUGUUGUUGUACAAUGGACAGUGAAUGAACUUAUUUUAAUGUCAUUUUUUUGUUUUGUUAUGAAAACCAAAGGCCUUUUACCCACCUGAACAUUUUUAUGUUUUGUUUCUUUUUCAGAUUAUACUGUGAGGUACUUCGUAUAAAUAUUCAUAAAAAGAGAAAAAUCUAUGACAGAAGAUAUUUUUCUACCAGACUACUUUUUGUAACCUUUAAAAUCAAAGACUGAAAAUGUAUCAUGUUUACAAGUGAUCUACGUGUCUUAGCCUGCGAGGGAAACAUUGUUGCUUCAAGAGGAAGAUCUCAGAAUCUGCAGUACAAGGAACAUGAUGAAGUAAUUAUUUCUUUCAGAAGGUAUUUGCCACUGAUUGUGUCCUGGAUCUCUUAACAUCCAUGUACUUGAAUAUUUGAAAAUCAAAAAAAUAAGAAAAAAAGCCAAUAAAAGUCCAUGUGAGAGCUUAAAUUUGCCAGGAGUUUGUUUUAUAGAAAACAAAAAUGUUUUCUUGUUGCAGACCUGUGGCCAGGCUGUAUUUAAUACCCAAUCAAUGUGAUAGUUAACUUUUACUUCUGCACACGCCUGAUAAAACAUUCAACGGUUCAGCAUGAUUCACCAGUAACCAUUUCUCUUCUGCCCAUGACUAAACUGAACUUAUUAUACAAGGGGGAGAAGGCUUUUCUUAUCAUUUUAGAACUUGACAAGUUACAGUCUUGUUAAAUUGUUCACACCCCUGAACCUUUCCACUUUUGUCUUGCUCUAACCACAAACUUUACUGUACUCUAUUAGGAUUUUAUGUGACAGACCAACACAAAAGGUACCGAACUGAAAAGUGGGUAAUGUAUUUUAACAUGCUUUACAAAUAAAAAUCUGAAAAAUUA